AUUAACUCUUUUAUAUCACCAUACACAUGCAUAACACAUUCUCACAAAUUAAUUAAAUUUCCUCAACUAAAGUCCCAAUUACAUAUGGCUUCAUCAACAUCUUCUAAGAGGCACCCGGUGUACCAUGGAAUCCGUUGCCGCGGAGGGAAAUGGGUGUCCGAGAUUCGUGAGCCGCGAAAGGCGUCGCGAAUAUGGCUGGGAACGUUCCCCACGGCGGAGAUGGCGGCGGCUGCCUAUGAUGUGGCGGCGUUGGCAUUGAAAGGUCACGACAAUGCUGUUCUCAACCUCCCUGGCCUGAUGGGAAUGUAUCAGAUGCCUGUGACUAACUCUCCUGCUGACAUCCGCAGCGCCGCCACCGCGGCAGCGGAACUUAUGAAGAAUGGUGGCGUUGAAGAAGAAGAAGAAGAAGGUUCCGGCCACGAUGUAUCGAUGAAUGUGAUGAGUGAGGCUGCUGCUGGUUCAAGUUCGUUAUGGUUUGAGAGUGAUUUCAUGGAUGAGGAAGCGAUAUUCAGGAUGCCGAGCUUGCUGGUGGACAUGGCUGGCGGAAUGCUUCUGUCACCGCCCAGAAUGAGCCCACAACACUCGCCGGAGAGGCAAGCUGGAGAAACUCUGUGGAGCUAUUUUUGAUCCGUAAUUAGGUGUGUUCAUUUACUUAGUUUAUGCAGAUUAAUUACAUAAUUAAAUUUAAAUUAAGAAAAUGUGGCUUUCUUCUGAACAUUCAAUUCUAUAAUUAUGUCCUACUAUUCUACUAAAUGUGUGUAUCAGUAUUAAUUUCAAUGCUACAGUGAGUUCGAUCGAGUUCUUCCUAGAAGAAGUAAUUGGUAUCAGAAUUUGUUUUUGUACGUUUUACAAUUUUUAAAGCGUUUAAUUUAUAAGCUUUUAUAUCAA
This is a messenger RNA of Lotus japonicus, 888 nucleotides long. Its product is annotated as ethylene-responsive transcription factor ERF027-like. NCBI's taxonomy places the organism in Eukaryota, Viridiplantae, Streptophyta, Magnoliopsida, Fabales, Fabaceae. Bases 85 to 627 code for a protein of 180 amino acids. Gene Ontology annotation, molecular function: DNA binding; DNA-binding transcription factor activity. The transcript has a single exon. The record is from RefSeq and is a predicted model, not a curated record. Gene Ontology annotation, biological process: regulation of DNA-templated transcription.